Xenia sp. Carnegie-2017 is the source of this 1911-nucleotide messenger RNA. Its product is annotated as bis(5'-adenosyl)-triphosphatase enpp4-like. The record is from RefSeq and is a predicted model, not a curated record. Bases 271 to 1779 code for a protein of 502 amino acids. The transcript has a single exon. NCBI's taxonomy places the organism in Eukaryota, Metazoa, Cnidaria, Anthozoa, Malacalcyonacea, Xeniidae.
AACAAAAAAUACUCAAACAUGAAGAAAACAGUGUCAAGAAAAUCCACAAAAGGAGAGCAAAAACGAUGAAUUACGAAAAAUCCAUAUCAGUUGAAUACUACCGGGGAUAUGAUCCCCUGGGGGAUAACAUCCGUUUAUUAAAUAAGAAAUGUAACAAAAUUCGUCGUCAUAAAAUUGUGACAAUUUUUGUACAUAAAAUUAAUUCGAAAUUGUGUUGACCUUUUGAUACGAGAAUAUUUAUGAUUUUUUCAAACAAGCUAUAUGUAAACAAUGCAUGGUGUACUUUCUAAGUCUUUUCUUGUCCAUCAUUUAUUGUUGAUAAGUCUAAUCAUCAUUUGUGGUCAUGAAGAUGGUCGUGAAGGUGGUGUGGACGAUGAUAACAAGAGAAAAGACAUCAAAAGAAAUGGAGACUCAAAGAAUAAUGUUAUGUUGAUAUCUUUAGAUUCAUUUGGUUGUAAAUAUCUAGAAUUGCUUGAAACGCCAACUCUAGAUUCAUUUAAGAAAGAAGGAGUUUAUGCUGACUACGUAAUCAACGUAAUUCCCACAGAAACAUUUCCAAAUCACGUUUCCUUAGCAACAGGUCUGUAUCCAGAGUCUCAUGGAAUGGUAUCUAAUGAAAUGUAUGACCCUGUAUUUAAAGAAUCCUUCAAAAUGGGCAUGACUGAUCCUAAAUGGUGGUGGAAUGAUGACAAUGAACCAAUUUGGUAUACUAAUGAAAAGAAUGGUGGUAGAAGUGGUAUAACAUGGUGGCCAGGGUAUAAUGUUGCAAAUUAUACCCCUAGAUACAUGAUUACUCAAAAGAUGUCGUACAAAGAAAAAGUUAAUCAGGUGAUUUCAUGGUUAAAAAUACCAAAAUAUCCCAAUUUAGUGAUGAUGCAUUUUGAUCAACUUGAUGAAGCUGGUCAUGCUCAUGGCUUUGGAUCUCAAGAUACGCUUCGAGAAGUUAAAAACAUCGACAACAUCAUUGGUUACCUUCUUCAAGAACUAAAGAACAAUAAUUUACUAAAUAAAUGGAAUAUUAUCCUGACAGCAGAUCAUGGUAUGACAAAUAUUUCAAGAAGCAAGAUUAUAAACAUUACAGAUUAUGUUGAUCCAUCUGAAUGUUUUGUUAAUGGUGAUGGUGGAGUUCGUUUUGUCUGGCCAAAAGAAGGAAAAAAGGAAGCAGUUUAUAAGAAAUUGAAAUCUAAUCACCAUCCAAACAUGCAAAUCUGGCGAAAGGAGGAAUUUCCAAUUAAAUUUCAUUAUAGAAACCAUCGUCGUGUAUCGCCUAUUCUAAUAACUGUUGACGAAGGAUGGACACUUGUAAAUGAUCCAAAACAAUUUAAAUUCAAGCACAAUGGUGCUCAUGGUUACCUAAAUACAUACCCUAGUAUGUUGCCAAUAUUUUUUGCCCGUGGACCUGGAUUCAGGAGAGCAUUUCAUUCAAAAGUGUUUAAUUUGGUUGAUUUGUACCCAAUAAUAUGUAAGUUGCUUAAAAUUAAACCUAAACCAAACAAUGGAACAAUAGAAGUCACUCAACAUCUACUUCUUGACGGUAAUGAAAAUGAGGAGUUCAGUGGUUUAUUGGUUGGUGUUAUGGUCACCUCAGUGUUUUUUGCUCUGGGAAUCUUGAUUUGCUUGGUAACCAUGUGCCUGAGUGACAGGAAAGUAAAAACAGUAAAGAAAAAAAAUGUUUGGAAUGAUAACAAUGCAAUGAAUCCAUCGGAACAAUCAAAGAAACUAUUGCUUGAUGAAGAAAGUGAUGAAGAGAUAGAAUAUUUUCAAUCAGAUAGAUUAUAAUUAUGUAACAAUGACAUAUUUUAUGUUUGAAGCAUAAUUUGUGUAUCUAAUAAAUGUGUUCUUUAAUGUAAUCACUCCAGACAUUGUGAAAUUUCAUGAUGCAAGAAAAAUAAAAUAAUUUAUAAAAACAAA